CGUCCGCAGCCGGCCUUCUCGGCCUGCGGGCCUACCCCUUUAAGCGAAUGAUGGACAGUUACUUCAGCCUAUCAAGUUUCUCAUCAACUUCCAAUCAGAUUUAAACUUCUUUCAGCCGCCACCGGAGUUGGAAGAGAGGUAAGAGAAAGUGAGACAAGGAGCGCUCUCUCUCGCGAGAUCGCCAAGAGCCGGCCUUUCGGAAAAAAAAAAAACCACGCCACAGCGGCUGGUCUGGCUUCCCAAAUAACGGGAUAAAGGACGGGGUCACCAGCCAAUGAGAGGCGCGAGGAGGCGGGACCGCCGUUUUCACUGCGCAGAAGUACCGUUACAGAGCAGACUCUGUGCCCAAUCAAAGCCUUCAGAGUUUUGGUCAAGUGACCUGAGUGCGAGGGGCGGAGCUACGGCCUGGCGCGAGGAACCGUUAAGAUAGACAACGAAGGUAACCAAUGAGGAACUCGGACUAAUGCGUCGGGAGCCCUGUAACAGUGGUUGGGCGGGCGCCUUCCCGGAGCGCGGGGAGAUGUAAAGAUAGACAAAUUAUUUUCCCAAUGAGACUGUAGGAGAGAAAGAUAAUUGACCAAUGAGGAUUUCGGGGCGGGAUCCUUCGCCGCGGCGGAGUCCAAGAUGGCGGCGUGCGGUUCCGCUGUGUGAAACGAGCGCGGGGCGGCGGGUUAAUCUGCUCCGCGGAGACGACCUCCGAGGACCCGCAGCCAUGAAGGGAAAAGAACGCUCUCCAGUCAAGGCCAAACGCUCCCGUGGUGGUGAGGACUCGACUUCUCGCGGCGGGGAGCGGAGCAAGAAGUUGGGGGGCUCUGGUGGCAGCAAUGGUAGCAGCAGCGGAAAGACCGACAGCGGCGGCGGGUCGCGGCGGAGCCUUCACCUGGACAAGUCGAGCAGCCGAGGUGGUAGCCGCGAGUAUGACACCGGUGGGGGCAGCUCCAGUAGCCGCAUGCAUAGUUACAGCUCCCCGAGCACCAAAAAUUCUUCAGGCGGGGGCGAGUCGCGCAGCAGCUCCCGGGGUGGAGGCGGGGAGUCACGUUCCUCAGGGGCCGCCUCUUCGGCUCCUGACGGUGGGGAAUACAAGACCCUCAAGAUCAGCGAAUUGGGGUCCCAGCUGAGCGACGAAGCGGUGGAGGACGGUCUGUUUCACGAGUUCAAACGCUUCGGUGAUGUAAGUGUCAAAAUCAGCCAUCUCUCGGGUUCCGGCGGCGGGGAUGAGCGGGUAGCCUUUGUGAACUUCCGGCGGUCAGAGGACGCGCGGGCGGCCAAGCAUGCUAGAGGCCGUCUGGUACUCUAUGACCGGCCCCUGAAGAUAGAAGCCGUGUACGUGAGCCGGCGUCGCAGUCGCUCGCCUUUAGACAAAGAUGCGUACCCUCCGUCGGCCAGCGUGGUUGGGGCCUCGGUCGGUGGUCACCGGCACCCUCCCGGGGGAGGUGGUGGCCAGAGAGCGCUUUCUCCUGGUGGCGCCGCCUUGGGAUACAGAGACUACCGGUUGCAGCAGUUGGCGCUGGGCCGCCUGCCCCCUCCGCCUCCGCCACCGCUGCCCAGAGAGCUGGAGAGAGAACGAGACUACCCGUUCUAUGAGAGAGUGCGUCCAGCAUACAGUCUUGAGCCAAGGGUGGGGGCUGGAGCAGGUGCUGCCCCUUUCAGAGAUGUGGACGAGAUUUCCCCCGAGGAUGAUCAGCGGGCCAACCGGACGCUUUUCUUGGGCAACCUAGACAUCACUGUGACAGAGAGUGACUUGAGAAGGGCUUUUGAUCGCUUUGGCGUUAUCACUGAAGUCGACAUCAAGAGGCCUUCUCGUGGCCAGACCAGUACUUACGGUUUUCUCAAAUUUGAGAACCUGGACAUGUCCCACCGGGCCAAACUAGCAAUGUCCGGCAAAAUUAUUAUUCGGAAUCCUAUCAAAAUUGGUUACGGUAAAGCGACACCCACCACUCGCCUCUGGGUAGGUGGCCUGGGACCUUGGGUGCCACUUGCUGCUCUGGCACGAGAGUUUGAUCGGUUUGGCACCAUACGCACCAUAGACUACCGAAAAGGUGAUAGUUGGGCUUAUAUUCAGUAUGAAAGUCUGGACGCAGCUCAUGCUGCCUGGACCCAUAUGCGGGGCUUCCCGCUUGGUGGCCCAGAUCGUCGCCUUAGAGUAGACUUUGCAGACACAGAACAUCGUUACCAGCAGCAGUAUCUGCAGCCUCUGCCUUUGACCCACUACGAACUGGUGACAGAUGCUUUUGGACAUCGGGCGCCUGACCCUUUGCGAGGUGCCCGCGAUAGGACACCACCCUUACUGUACAGAGAUCGGGAUAGGGACCUUUAUUCCGAUUCUGAGUGGGUGCCACCCCCACCUCCGGUCCGGGAGCGCAGCACGCGGACUGCAGCUACUGCCGGGACUGCUUACGAGCCACUGGAUAGCCUGGAUCGCAGGCGGGAUGGCUGGUCCUUGGACCGGGACAGAGGUGAUCGGGAGCUGCCCAGCAGCAGAGACCAGCCCCGGAAGCGGAGACUGCCGGAUGACAGCGGAGGACGCCAUCUGGAUAGGUCGCCUGAGAGCGAGCGGCCACGGAAACAUCACUGUGCUCCUUCUCCUGACCGCAGUCCAGAGCUGAGCAGCAGUCGGGAUCGUUACAACAGUGAUAACGAUAGAUCCUCCCGUCUCCUGCUCCUGGAAAGGUCUUCUCCAGUCAGAGACAGACGAGGCAGUUUGGAGAAGAGCCAGGGUGACAAGCGGGACCGUAAAAACUCUGCAUCAGCUGAGCGGGAUAGGAAGCACCGGACAGCUGCUCCCACUGAGGGGAAGAGCCCUCUGAAAAAGGAAGACCGGUCCGAUGGAAGUGCGCCCAGCUCCAGCACUGCUUCAUCAAAGCUCAAGUCCCCUGCCCAGAAACAGGAUGGGGGCACAGCCCCUUCAGCAGCAGCAGCAGCUUCUCCAAAACUCUGCUUGGCCUGGCAAGGAAUGCUUCUGUUGAAGAACAGCAACUUUCCUUCCAAUAUGCAUCUGUUGCAGGGCGACCUCCAAGUGGCCAGCAGUCUUCUUGUGGAGGGCUCCACUGGAGGCAAAGUGGCUCAGCUGAAGAUCACUCAACGUCUCCGUUUGGACCAGCCCAAGUUGGAUGAAGUAACUCGACGCAUCAAAGUGGCAGGGCCUAAUGGUUAUGCCAUUCUACUGGCUGUGCCUGGAAGUUCUGAGAGCCAGAGCCGGUCCUCCUCCUCUUCGGCCACGACAGACACUGCCAGCUCCACUCAGAGGCCACUUAGGAACCUCGUGUCCUAUUUAAAGCAAAAGCAGGCAGCUGGGGUGAUCAGCCUCCCUGUGGGGGGCAACAAAGACAAGGAAAACACCGGGGUCCUACAUGCCUUCCCACCUUGUGAGUUCUCCCAGCAGUUCCUGGAUUCUCCUGCCAAGGCACUGGCCAAAUCUGAAGAAGAUUACCUGGUCAUGAUCAUUGUCCGUGUGUUUGAGUGUAAGAUAGGAGUUAAGUUUGAGGAGAAGCAAAGUGGAGCUGACCCUGUUAACAGUGAUGUCCCCUAAAGAGAGCAAAUGAUUUCAGGUAACCACAGUGAAAUGUUAUGUUUAAUGAAGAGUUCCAUAUGUAUGAUUUAAAACCGUUGAAAAGCGAGAGUCUUGAAGUGUUCUUUGACUGUUUCACAAUUGUUUUGGAUGUUUCUUUGAAGUAACAGCUGCUGUCUUUGCUAGUAUGGAUGGAGGUGGAUUCUUAAAUGGCUGUGCCCCUUUCUAUAAUGGAGUAGUCUGCGUUGCUCCAUAUUAUUUACAGAAUGAAAAUAGAGAGGGUGAAAGUUUCAUGAAACUCCACCACUUUGUACUUUCCUUUAAAAUUAUACUUAGAAUAUAUUGAUAGACUAUAAAAGGAUGGUAAACUUUUUUUCUGAGUUUUUGACAUAUUUUACUCAGUUACAUGAGUAAUUCUCAAUUGCAAUCUUAAAAAAAAAAAACUCACUGUAUUCUACUUGUUAUUUGUCUAUUCAUACAGUAAAUUCAUUUCAAGGGUUGUGCCAGUGGGUAUUAUUGGUGCUUUUUGAAGUUGAAUUGGGACUAUCCAGGAAGGUCUUGUUAAUGUAAUGUUCAUCUAUAAUGGCAUAGGGGAAAGAUAUAUAUUUUUAAUAUUGUAAAAACAUUUGUACUGAAUAACCUUUUUUUCCCCCCUGCAAGCAAAACUGGUGAACAGCGGAUGAAGAAAUGGAAUUCAAAGCUCUAAUGGACCUUUUUGAAGAGAAGUUGUGGCUUAUGUGGAGUUUACAUGGGCUUCUGAUGGAAGAAAUCUAAUCUGUUUAGUAUUUGUGCAUUUUACUAAAAUGGCAGCUUAAAGUUGUGUAUCUGCUAUUGUGAUGCCAAUGCCGGUGUUUUAAGUGGAAAAAAAAAUGACCUCUUUGCUUUGUGCUGUGUACACAAGAUUUCUGGAAAAGUAAAGAAAAACCCUUUUUAUGGCUCACACAGCUUAAAAGUAGCUGUCACUCAAAACGUGCGCUCACAGUUGAGCUACUUUUGUUUUAUUCUAAAUAAAUUGUUUCUUUUGAGGAAAAUGUUUUUCUGCCUGGAAGUGAAUUGACAACAACCUUUGACCCCUUUGUUUGCAGCCAAGGGCGUACUUGUUGCUGCUCAGAGCUUGUAUGUCUUGAGCAAGAAGCAGGGAGAUCAUCAAUUUCAUUUUGACUAUCACGGUGUCUCGAUUCUGAAGGAUCACUAGUGUUACUGUGAUUCCCUUUGUGUGCAGUGAAGGGGAUCCUUUGCUUCUCGGUCCUCAACGUGAUGAGGAAAUGGUGCUGUUUGCUGGCACGCAAGAAGCCGGGGCAAGCACCCUAAACCUCACCACAGUGCACGAGUCGGGGGCUUUGCUGGUUUGAAGAGCCGGAGUUGCUGAAAUUUAAGUUUUGAUUUAUUUUGUUCACCCAUCACCUUUGACCUUAGUUUCAUUUUUAAUUUGAAGAGAAGUUUGAAAUUGUUUUAUCUUGCGCUUAACAUUUGCACCAAAUUGCCAAAAGAAGGAGAAAUACUCCGUUUGCUUUUUAAGUGUUAAUGAUGUUAAUAAAGCCUUUGCUGAC
Messenger RNA from Ochotona princeps (American pika), 5058 nucleotides. RefSeq names its product RNA binding motif protein 15 (gene RBM15). Gene Ontology annotation, cellular component: nucleus. The transcript has 2 exons. Gene Ontology annotation, biological process: regulation of alternative mRNA splicing, via spliceosome. The coding region runs from base 581 to 3529 and encodes 982 amino acids. NCBI's taxonomy places the organism in Eukaryota, Metazoa, Chordata, Mammalia, Lagomorpha, Ochotonidae. The record is from RefSeq and is a predicted model, not a curated record. Gene Ontology annotation, molecular function: mRNA binding.